Molecule: messenger RNA, 801 nt
Organism: Penicillium brevicompactum
Lineage: Eukaryota; Fungi; Ascomycota; Eurotiomycetes; Eurotiales; Aspergillaceae
Product: chorismate mutase ARO7
Exons: 3
Coding region: 1-801 (266 amino acids)
Biological process (GO): aromatic amino acid biosynthetic process; chorismate metabolic process
Cellular component (GO): cytoplasm
Molecular function (GO): chorismate mutase activity
Source: RefSeq, a predicted model, not a curated record
AUGGACUCAGCCAUUGACCUUUCCGAUGCCACCAAGGCAUUGGAUCUUGCCAACAUCCGUUUCCAGUUGAUUCGCCUAGAAGAUACAAUCACCUUCCACUUGAUUGAGCGUGUACAAUUCCCGCUCAACAAGACCAUCUAUGUCCCCAACGGUAUCAAGAUCCCCGACAGCGAAUUCAGCCUCCUCGACUACCUCGUCCGUGAGCAAGAGCGCCUCCAGUCGCGCGUACGCCGCUUCCAAUCCCCCGACGAGUAUCCUUUCUUCCCAGACGUGCUCGAAGAGCCCAUUCUCCAGCCGCUGGAGUACCCCCACAUCUUGCACAAGAACGAUGUCUGUGUCAACGACACAAUCAAGCAGCGGUACAUCGAGGAAGUCCUACCCGCAGUGUGCCCCAAGUUUGGACGGGAGGACCGCGGCGAAACCCAGGAGAACUAUGGAUCUGCGGCAACAUGUGAUGUCGCCUGUUUGCAGGCGCUGUCGCGUCGCAUUCAUUUCGGAAAGUUCGUCGCUGAGUCGAAGUUCCAGAAGGACCCUGAGACUUUUGUGCGCCUAAUUAAGGCUGAGGAUCGGGCUGGUAUUGACGCUGCUAUCACCAAUGCUGCCGUCGAGCAGAAGGUCCUUGAGCGUUUGGGUCUCAAGGCCAAGACUUACGGCACCGAUCCUGCUUUCCCUGAUGAGAAGGGACAGAAGAUCAACAGUGACGCUGUCGUUGCGAUUUACAAGGAAUGUGUCAUCCCCUUGACCAAGAUUGUUGAAGUGGAAUACCUCAUGCAGCGUCUCAAGGGAACGCAAUGGGAGUGA